This is a messenger RNA of Aspergillus caelatus, 519 nucleotides long. RefSeq lists its product as uncharacterized. The annotation marks the transcript as partial. NCBI's taxonomy places the organism in Eukaryota, Fungi, Ascomycota, Eurotiomycetes, Eurotiales, Aspergillaceae. The transcript has a single exon. The record is from RefSeq and is a predicted model, not a curated record.
AUUUACAUUUACAGGAAUACCUACUUGCCUGGUAUCCCUGAGCUAUCUUGAAUAAAUCGGAAAUACUGAGUUGACAACAUUUUCCCGCCUUGCCCCACCCGAAGCGAAGCGCUACCCAUAUCGUCCACCCGGUACCAGCGUAUCCUUGCCAAUUGGGCAACCAUUUGGGGCCCAGCCGACUACGACAUCGACCUGGACACUGAUUACUGGGAAACAUACUAUGCUGUCGUCAAGGAAGACUUCGGGGAUUUAUAUGGACCGCCCUUGACUAUGACUGAAAAUGCAAGUCAGAAGAACAUACAUGGAGGGAGUUGGACCGUAUGCUACGCAUUUGGGCUGAGCAAGUGAGGAGCGGACAGCCAAUGUCAUACCAUCUAAGUCUAGGGAUAUUCGGUGGACCAAACGGGCGCGACAGACGAAUCUUAGAGAAUUUAAUUUCCGAACUGAAUGAACGCGAGAUGAACAACACGAUGAGAUAGACUCAAGACAAUGAUUAUUCUCCCUGACCCUGUCGCUUUG